Strongylocentrotus purpuratus (purple sea urchin) is the source of this 2848-nucleotide messenger RNA. RefSeq names its product metaxin-1 (gene mtx1). Gene Ontology annotation, biological process: mitochondrion organization. Gene Ontology annotation, cellular component: SAM complex. The record is from RefSeq and is a predicted model, not a curated record. The transcript has 7 exons. NCBI's taxonomy places the organism in Eukaryota, Metazoa, Echinodermata, Echinoidea, Camarodonta, Strongylocentrotidae. The coding region runs from base 268 to 1227 and encodes 319 amino acids.
AUUGUUAUAAAGUCACUCUUAGAGAAUUAUCUUUGUCAAUGCUUCUCUCUUUUCUUUCACUUGAAUUGUCAAAUAGAAAACUGCGUUCAAUAUUAUUUAAAUAUCUCAAAAUUUACGAAGUUCUACGUUAAAAGAAUUUAUUCGCGAUCCUUUAGUUUACAUUGUCCCACAUGUCGGAAAUUGUGUUGGGCAUUUGGAUAGAUCGCUGAAUUAAUAAGAGUGCCGACUGAGCUGAGCAGCUGAGCUGAUGCAACAACCUCGACAAUAAUGGCUGCAAUGAUGGAGAUGGAUUGUUGGAAAGGUGACUGGGGAUUGCCCUCAGUUGAUAGAGAUUGUCUGAAAGUUAUGGCCUAUGCCCAGUUUGCUGGAGCCCCCAUCAAAGUUCACCGUGACAGACGGCUUUGGAGGAAUAUAUCAGCGCAUUAUCCAGUCUUCUAUUCCGAUGGCAGAACGUUGAAGUCAGCAGACAGUAUUAUAGAGCAUCUAAAGCAGAAUCAAUUUGAUGCAGACUCAGAGUUGAAUGACCAGCAAAGGGCAGACAUUCUCGCCUACUCCUCACUACUAGAAGAGAAACUGUUACCUGCAUUGCAAUACACAUGGUGGGUGGAUGCCAAGAACUACACUGAAUUUUCCCGUCCCUGGUUUGCAAAGACAAUGCACUUUCCUUUCAACUACUUCAUACCGGGCCAGUUACAAAGGACAGCUGAGAGCAGUCUAGAAGUGAGAAGAGGUGGCCUGCAUUUACUAGAUGGAGAACUCUCUCAGAAUGUCAUGAAAGAUGCCAGGUACUGUCUCAAUAUGUUGUCUGAGAGACUAGGAGAGAAAGAAUUCUUCUUUGGAGAAAGUCCCACAUCUUUAGACGCCCUAGUAUUCAGCUACCUGGCUCCCCUUGUACGAGUUCCGUUCCCUAGCAACACCCUCCAAGUCCACUGCAAGGCUUGUGAGAACCUUGUCAUGUUUUGCAGCCGUAUCUUACAACGCUACUUUCCUCAGGAUCCACAAGAGCCCCAGACUGCACCCAAAGAGUCUCAGGCCACAUCUGAGGAAGUGUUUGAUGACCCACACAAGACGAGGAACCAGAUCCUCUCUGUGCUCUUUGCUGCUACCGCCAUGGUCGGAUAUGCCCUCUUCAGCGGCAUGGUGCAGUUUGAGAUCGUGGACGAUGACGAGAUGGACGACCAUGGGAUGAUGGACGAUGAGGGUGAUGACUACCAGGCACAAGAAUAGAUCUUGGACAAGAGGAGAUCCCGGUGUCAAGGGUGUCAAGGGUGGUCAUUGAUCACCAAAGAGGUUUCCAGGUCUUCCAAAGUGUUGUCCUGCAACGUUGUCCUGGGACCCAUUUCACAAAGCCUUUUUUCAAUGACAAUUGACAAAAAAAUCAAUGACAACUCUGCUGAUAACCAAUCAGAAACAAGGAUUUCAGUAGCUUAUAACAAAAACUGUCAUUUGUCACUGAUGACAAGUUUUGUGAAACACUCCCCAGGAGGACUCCAAUAAGCCUGACAUACCCUUGUUUCUACAUCUGAACAAAUAUGUCAGCAAUGCAGGAUGAUUUGCGGUCUGCUUUAUCAGCAGUAUCUGGACUUUCUCAUAAGGGGUUGUAUUCUACUAAUUCAAGUUAUACUCACUGCAAGGUCCAAGUCAUGUUUAACAAAGCGAAAACUUAGACUAAAGUCAAAUUUCCUUUGCUAAACUUGACUUCAAAUCAGGUACAAAUGAAGCAUUACGUUAGAAUUUGAUAUGGACCAUGGUGUCCGGUGAUAAUACUCUAUGCAGGGCUUGAUACAAAUAGGGGCCUUCACAUAGACCCCCAAAUUAUGAGUUUGGGCCUAAUUUUAAAUUUUAAAGGGGCCCCAUUUUAUACAGACCUUGAAAAUUGUAAUAUGGUUCCUGUGUGCAAAACUUAGUGUGGAGCCAUGCGUCAGGGGACCAUAAUACUCUUGCAUCUUUUACAAAAGGAAUCCCACUCCUUUGCUUAUUUUGAGAAAUGAUUUUAUUUAAUAAUUCAUCAUAAUUUUUUGAAGUUGAAUGCCAAAAUGUUAAAUGUAAAGGCACUUUUAGUGGAUCAUUUUAUAUCAGUUCAUGUAAAUUAUGUAAUUUUACUUGGUUACCAUGCUUAUGUCUUGUUUUUCAAUUCAUUACUAGAUAAGUUGCCAUGGGUUUCUAAUAAUAAUAGUUUUUCCAGUUCACCUUCUUGCUCGUGAAAAAUAUUCUCCACUCUUUCAGGUAUAACCGAAAUGUAGAAUACUAAGGUAAAGCAAUUUUUUCAGAAUUCUUUUUUAAUCAUUUGUUACCCAUGAAAUGGACAAUGACACAAAAGUAUUAUUAGAUACAAUACAAGCCUGAAAGUAACUUCAGACCAAAAUACAUGUACAUGUAUAGAAAGGGACUGUGCUGGAAAGUGUGGACAUUCUUUAGGGCCAUGCACUGAACAGCAUUAUGUAUUUGAUUGCUUCUAUUUUGAUUAGCCACUGGAGAAUAGAUCUAUGUCAUGUACUUUGAUUUAACACACAUUUUAUCUAUGUAAUUAUAGGGUGUGUAUGAAAUCGCAGAAUUACUUUCUUCUACGACCCUUAGCAAUCGGGUGGCACUUAACCUUUCACAAUACACAUGUGUGAUUCUUGGAAUGUUGGUGUAUAAGGAGGAGAAGGAAAAUAUUGAAUAAACGUACAUCGCAUUGAUAUAUAUGUACAUUUUAUUUGGUGAAUUGUUGUGAAUGAAACAAUAUGGAGCUUGACUUCAACAUUAUAUUUGCUUUACCAAAUAAAAACAUUGUGAGUUGUGAUUUUUAGAAAACUGACGUAAGAUCUCAAAUGAUGAAAGAAAAUACACACUUUUGGUCUUUAUC